CACAACAGAAUGGCUUCAGAAAAACAAAAUCUGCCUUUUGGAGUCAAAAUCGCUGCCGGCGGCUAGUUUGUAUCCUUUGACACUUGCUUCACCUCACAUUUGUUCCUGGUCUUAAUAUUAGUGUAUUUUACUAUAAUUACCUAUCAUUGUCGUUGCCGAAUUAUUUAGAACUUUUCUAAAUUUAUAUUAUUGAAGCGUAUAUUAUAUAUGAUGUUGUUAACUUGUUUCACCUCACAUUUGUUCUUGGUCUUAUUAUUAGUGUAUGUUACUAUCGUUACCUAUCACAUAUUAAUUGAAACGUAACGCCGCUAGCAUAUUAGCGUGUUAGCUUGCCUUCUGUUUACAGUGUGGAAUAUCAUCUCCCCCUAUUUGUCUUGUGUGCUAACUGUUUCUCUUUUUAAGUGUAUAUACUAAGACUCAUCAAGCAGCCUUGGUAAGUUAGGAUUGCACUUCAUACCCGGUGAGUUAUGGCUUCUAUUCCUAUUUUUGUUACUUGCACAUCAUGUCAUAUGUUUAGCUUAGCCUUCUCUGUCAGCGGCGAGGGUUUUACAUGUGAUAAAUGCAGGGAAGUAGUUAGGCUGAUGGAGAAGAUCUUAGAAUUAGAGUCUCGCAUCCAAUCUAUAUUUGAGGAUAGUAAGAGUGUUAGGACUGUAGAAAACACUUCGGAUGCGAGCAAUGUUAGCGCACACAGCUCGGUUCCGGUUGAAAAUCCCCUGCAGUUGGGAAACUUUGUGACGGUGAGACGGCAUAGUCGCAGGACAAAACAUCACUCAACUGUUCCGAUUAAAGUCUCGAACAGGUUUUCCCCGCUCAGUGACGCACCGACUGAGAAACCUGCUGAAAGUGCCCUAGUGAUCGGUGUUUCUAUUGUCCGGAACGUUAAUAUAGAGACACCAGCCACCAUGGUCAAAUGUUUACCGGGAGCCAGAGCGCCUGACAUCAAGUCAAAUUUAAAUGUGCUGGCUAAGACUAAUCGUAAAUACAGUAAGAUUGUUAUUCAUGUCGGCACAAAUGAUGUUAGACUCCGUCAAUCGGAGAUCACUAAAGAUAAUAUUAAAGAGGUGUGUGAGCUCGCAAAAACGAUGUCAGACACUGUAAUAUUCUCUGGUCCCCUUACUGCUUACCGUGGUGAUGAGAUUUAUAGCAGAUUAUCAUCACUAAAUGGCUGGUUGUCUGAGUGGUGCCUGCAGAAUAAUAUAGAUUUUAUAAAAAACUGGAAGAGUUUUGAGGGCAGACCUGAGCUGUUGAAACGAGAUGGUCUCCAUCCCUCCUGGGAUGGGGUUUCCCUCCUCUCUAGAAAUUUGGCACACAGUCUUAAUAAUGCUAAAGUCUGACUACCUGGGGCCCAGGUCAGGAAGGAGACAGAAUGGCUUAACCAACUGUCUGCUUCAUUUCGGAUCAUUAUCUGAUAUUAUGUUUGCUUCAAUGGCCUACGGCUGCAAAUCAAACUCCUUGUUACAAAUAUGGUAGAACGAUUACUUCAACUACCAAAGAUGCGUUUCUCGAUAAUCUGCCUGAAUUGUAUAAAAUAUCUAGCAUGAGUAAAAACGUUGACGAUUUUGACACUACUAUUGAAAAUUUUAACACUACUUUCUCGGAAAUAUUAGACACAGUUGCUCCUCUGCGUUUAAAGAAAUCUAAAAAUAGCAGCCCAACACCGUGGUAUAAUGAACACACUCGGACUCUAAAAAAAGCGUCCCGGAAAAUGGAGCGCAACUUUAAGAAAACUAAUUUAGAGGUUACAGGAAUGCAAUAAAAACGUCUAGAUCCGCCUACUUUUCAACACUAAUAGAGGAAAACCAUUACAACCCUAGGUUUUUAUUUAACACCGUGGCUAAAUUAACAAAAAAUAAGUCGUCUUCGACGUCAGAUUCUGAUUUUCAGCAUAACAGUGAUGAAUUUAUGAACUACUUUACGAGUAAAAUCCCAGAUAUAAGAGAAAAAAUUAUAACAAUGCAAACUGUAGUGAAAUCCGCUGAACAAACUAACUACAGCACCCCUAAGGAGAAAUUGCAAUUAUUUUCUACAGUAGAUCACGAUGAACUGUCUAAAAUCAUAAGAUCAUCUAAAUCAACAACAUGCAUGCUAGACCCUAUACCUACAAAACUACUGAAAGAAAUGCUCCCAGAAAUUAUAGAUCCUCUUCUCAGUAUUAUUAACUAAUCUCUGACAUUAGGACAUGUGCCUAAAGCAUUUAAGGUGGCUGUUAUAAGGCCUCUUUUAAAAAAAAAAAAACUCGACCCUAAAGAACUAGGGAAUUACAGGCCUAUAUCGAAUUUACCUUUAUAUCUAAAGUUCUGGAAAAAGUAGUUUCAACUCAAUUAUGCUCCUUCCUCCAAAGGAAUGACAUUAAUGAUGAAAUCCAGUCUGGAUUUCGAGCAUGUCACAGUACAGAGACUGCUUUGAUCAGAGUUACAAAUGAUCUGCUUUUAGCGUCUGACCGUGGCUGUAUUUCAUUAUUGGUGCUGCUAGACCUCAGUGCUGCAUUUGACACCAUUGACCAUAGCAUACUUCUACAUAGACUCGAAAAUUACGUCGGCAUUAACGGAAUAGCAUUGAAAUGGUUUAAGUCUUAUUUAUCCGACCGUUUUCAAUUUGUAGCAAUAAACAAUGAGGUGUCCCGCAAAUCACAAGUCCAGUACGGUGUACCACAGGGCUCAGUCUUGGGGCCUCUGCUCUUCGCUUUAUACAUGCUACCUCUAGGAGAUAUAAUAAAGCGACCCGAAAUUAGCUUUCACUGUUAUGCUGAUGAUACUCAACUUUAUAUUUCCGCGAAGCCUAAUGAAACUCAGCAGUUUCAUCGAAUAAAGGAUUGCAUAGCUGACUUAAAAAUGUGGAUGAGUAACAAUUUUUUACUACUAAACUCGGACAAAACAGAAGUGCUACUUACUGGACCGAAAACUGCAAUGCGUAAGAACCAAGAAUACUGCUUAAUGAUUGACGGAUGCUCCAUAAAAUCCUCGUCAUCAGCUAAGAGUCUUGGUGUUGUAUUCGAUAGUACUCUGUCAUUUGAAAGCCAUGUCGCCAACACCUGUAAAAUUGCAUUUUUCCAUUUUAAGAAUAUCUAAAUUACGUCAUAUGCUGUCACUGUCAGAUGCAGAGAAAUUGAUUCAUGCAUUCAUGACAUCAAGACUACACACUAAAAAACGCUGGGUUAUUUGUUUAACCCAACAGCUGGGUUGAGCCUGUUGGGUCAUUUUGUUGGGUUAUUUUCUCAGUGUUGGGUCGUUUUUGGAGUAACCCAGUCGCUGGGUUACCAGUUGGGUCCAAUUGAGUGACAGUUGAGAGAGUAAACCCCGCCCCCUCCUCGACGCCUCAGAAAACUUUACCUUCGCGGUCAUUUUGAAUCACCUCAGAAGCUUCUAGGACAGGAGGUAUCCGAAGGAAAAAGGGUGAAGAAUAGAAAGGGACAGUUAACAACAAUGGAUCAUUUUGUACAGGAGAAGCUGAAAGAAUGGAACUUGGAAGUCCUGAUCCCAUGCUUCAAAGAUGAACAAAUUGACAGAGAAACCCUCCUGCUGCUGGAUGAAAAAUCACUAGAAGCAAUGAUACCAAAGAUAGGCCUACGUCUGAAAUUUAAAAAACACCUGAGAGAGCUGCUUGUUGAGCCACAACCAGAGCAGACCCAAAGUGGAUCCACCUCUGGACCUCCUGUGAACCAACAACCCGAAGCAGAAAAUCAGACGUCAGUGGAGGAAGUGCCAUCAUUUAAUAUUUCUGAGGUCUUGAUGAGCAGCGUUGAAGGCAAGGACAUUUUGGCCAGUCUUAAGAAGAAUACUUUAUCUUUACAUCAGCGAAGAUGCAUGGUCAGAAUACUAGUUUCAAACCUCAUGAGUCACUUUGGAGAAAACCCAUCCUCUGAGAAAAAGAUGCGUUUGGCUGUCUCUCUGGUUGAGCAAUAUCCUUGUCUGAAGGACUCUCAGGGUAAAGGCCAUGAAGCAUGGUUCAGCCCAGGACGAAGCCAUCGUCCAGCAACUGGUUUCUUGGAGGAACGCUUGCGAAAUGUCAGGAAGCGAUCACGCCGUGAAACCAACACAAGCCGUGAGAAGAAUGAUUCUGAAGCCAUGAGCAGCAUUAGCAGAAACUUGUUCAUUCCAGAGCCAAGUACUUCACCUGACAGGGCAGUACAACUUGCAGAAUGGCUCAAAAAUAAUAUGUGGCCAGCUAACCAAGUUGCAGAGUACAUGAAAGAAACCGCUAUCCACAGGGCUCACUGGAUAAGAGCUAACGGGACAAAAUCUAUUGAGGAUAUAACUGUUGAAUUCCCUCGACUCCUGGAUACUCCAGGAAUGAUUUCACAAGACUUCGCUAUAUUAUUCCCCAACCAUGCGGAGAGACUUAGUCAAACUUGGAAAUUUAGUUUCAAAGACAAAAUCCUUCGAUUUGCCAGCCAGGAGAAAAAGGCUCAGGAGCUUCUCCACAAUAUUGACAGUUUGUCUCCAGUUUGUACAGAUGCCCAAAGUGACCUUGCACUCAGGCUGCUUCCUGUGAUACUGCCCACCCCUGUCUACAAAAACGGGAUGAAAAUGUUCAAACCAAGCUUGGAAGAAAAUAUCAAGGCUUUCAUUGAAUUCAAGCAUGUUGGGACCAACAUGGUUGAAUACUUAAAGAAGGCCGAGCUCACAAAACCCUUCCCCUUUGUCCUUGGUCUUGGGGAUGACAGUCAAUGCCAUCAAGCCUUUGUUGUUGUUGGCAAACAGGCACUCGAGCAAAACACACUCCUUAGUGCUGUGGACACAUGCUUUAAACUUUUUUAUGUUAUGGACAUCCAUUUCCCGAAGCAGUGCUCACCGGUGUGGGAGUUUUUCCAGACUGCUGUCUAUAAACUCCCAGGAACAGAAUCCCCUUCUGUGAGACUCCUCCGUGGAUUUUUGUCAUUUUAAGCAAUAGGAGCCACAACAACUGACCUUUUCUAAGAUGUUAUUUGAGUUUAUAGGUGGAGGAACGUUUUUGACUAUAACCCUUUCUAAAAUGUUAUGAGAGUUUAUAUGAACAGGAGAGUUUCUAGACUAAAUCCUCCUCAUAAAACCCUCUGUAAAAUGUUAUGUGAGUUUAUAUGUAUUAAUGUAAUUUAAUGAUGUUAUUUAUUGAGAUGUUAUUUAUUGUGAUUUUAUUUAUAUAUCAGAAACUUAAUUAAAAUGUUUUAUGCUAUUUUAUUGUACAUGAAAUCCUUGGCUUGCAAUGUUAUUCCUUAUUAAAAAUAUAUAUUUUUACUGUU
Molecule: messenger RNA, 5218 nt
Organism: Triplophysa dalaica
Lineage: Eukaryota; Metazoa; Chordata; Actinopteri; Cypriniformes; Nemacheilidae
Exons: 11
Coding region: 3423-4883 (486 amino acids)
Source: RefSeq, a predicted model, not a curated record